GCUCCGGGCCGGCUCACCUGCUCCCGCCUUCGGGAGCCCCGACCGGGGCCUGUGUUCCCCCACCCCACCCCCGCGCUCCUCUCUUUGCCCCGUCCACGGCCCGGCCCCCUCCCCCCGACUCCCGCCCGAGCCCGGAGCCGCCGCCAGGUCGCAGAGGCGGAGAGAGGAUGCGGCGGCGGCCCGCGGCGACGGUCCCCAGCCGCGCGCGCUGAUCGCCUCCCUCCCGAGGAGGAGGCGCCUAAGACCGUCGCCUCGUUUUCUUGUUUUCCUCGCCCUCCCCCCCCCCCACUACCACACACACCCCACCUCCCCGUAAUUGCAUUGGCUGCUGCAAGGGACCCGGAGAGACAGACAGACGGACGGACAGAGGAGGCGCCUCGCGGGGCCCUCACGCACGCACGCCCGCCCGCCACUCGUGCUCCCCGUGUCGCGUCCCGGGCCAGGAUGACUGGAGUCUUUGACAGUCUGGUGGCUGAUAUGCACUCCACCCAGAUCGCGGCCUCCAGCACUUACCAUCAGCACCCUCAGCCCCCGAGCGGCUCCGGAGCGGGCCCCGGAGGCCCCAGCAGCGGAGGCGGCGGCCUGCACAAGCCGCAGGAAUCGCCCACCCUCCCCGUGUCCACGGCCACCGACAGCAGCUACUACACCAACCAGCAGCAGCACCCGGCGGCCGGCGGCGGCGGCGGCGGGGCCUCGCCCUACGCGCACAUGGGUUCCUACCAGUACCACGCCGGCGGCCUAGGCAACGUCCCCUACUCGGCCAAGAGCACCUACGACCUGGGCUACACCGCCGCCUACGCCUCCUACGCGCCCUACGCCACCAGUGCGUCCCCGGUCAACAACGAGCCCGAGAAGGAAGACCUUGAGCCUGAAAUACGAAUAGUGAACGGGAAACCAAAGAAAGUCCGGAAACCGCGCACCAUCUACUCCAGUUUCCAGCUGGCGGCCCUGCAGCGACGCUUCCAGAAGACCCAGUACCUGGCGCUGCCCGAGCGCGCCGAGCUGGCUGCGUCUCUGGGGCUCACCCAGACUCAGGUCAAAAUUUGGUUCCAGAACCGCCGAUCCAAGUUCAAGAAGAUGUGGAAAAGCGGUGAGAUCCCCUCGGAGCAGCAUCCCGGAGCCAGCUCCUCGCCACCUUGUGCCUCCCCGCCGGUCUCGGCGCCGGCCUCCUGGGACUUCGGCGCGCCGCAGCGGAUGGGGGGCGGCGGCGGUGGCGGCGGCCCGGGAAGCGGAGGCAGCGGCGCAGGCAGCUCGGGCUCCAGCCCCAGCAGCGCGGCCUCGGCCUUUCUGGGGAACUACCCGUGGUAUCACCAGGCCUCGGGCUCCGCCUCGCACCUGCAGGCCACGGCGCCGCUGCUGCACCCCACGCAGACCCCACAGGCGCACCAUCAUCACCAUCAUCACCACCACCACCACCACGGAGGCGGGGGCGCCCCGGUGAGCGCCGGGGCCAUUUUCUAACCCAGAGUAGGUGGGCCAGAGACAGAGAGAACAGACACCGGUGAUCCUCAGCGCGCGCGUCCCCGUAGCUGGCGACCGCCACGCAGCCGGUUGUCCGGGAGAUUGCGGCGUGGGAUACCCCGGCCCUGGCUCCAGCUCCACGCGUGGCAACUACGAAAAUGGCCAGAACAGAGAGGCGCCUCUUCGCCUAGCUGUAUCCUCUCCGGACGCACGGACAGCUGCACGGCCGCGAUGCCGACCACUUUGACACCCCCCCAACCCCCGCGGAUUUGCUGUCCCUUCUCUGCCCGCCUGAAGUGGCUGUCUGGCGCCAUAGUCGCCCCAGGCCCUAAACUGGGUCCUGGAGAGGGGAGGCCUCCCCGCCCGCGAGGCUUCCCGAGCACUCUGAGGUCCCUUUCUCCUCGCCUGCCCCCGGGGCUUGGCUCCGGUCCGCUUCGUUGAUUGACCUCCAGGGGUCCUGCCCGCGCGCCCUCCCCCACGUGCCCCCGUGACCCGGGCGGCCCGGCCGCUCUCUCUCUGCCCCGCGCUUCCCAGCCCUCGGCCCUGAUCCCUCCUUGCCUUCGCUUCGCUCCCUAAACUCUCCAGAAGCGCUCCCUAAACUCUCCUCAUCCAUCACCAGUGGAGUUUUUUUAUUUUUAUUUUUUUAAAAGUUUAGGUGCCUUUGCGGAUGACCUCAUUUUGAUGUUGAAAAAAAAAACUGACUUUUUUAAUAUGUGGACACUGCAAAAAAUGUGUUUAAAUUAUCUUUUUUAAAAUGUAUUCAGGAUUAUUAGCCUGGACUUCGACACAGAGUUUGUAAAUAAAGGUGUCUGUGCAGAUUUCCCCACUUAUUUGUAUAAAAAUCCUUAUCUUUUAAGACUUUUUUGUAAAUCCCCAGUUGAGUUGUGAAAACUGCAGCUUAGCAGAGACCUCAGCAGCCCCUUCGUCUAAUUUCUCCCUUGGAAAGAAAUUCUCAGUUAAAUUAAGCUACUGAUUUGAAUUUGUUUUAUCUUAUCCUGAAGUCUUUGUUCUUGAAUGCAAGGUAUUUUGGGGUUAUUUAUUAUGAAAGCAACAUGCUCUUAAUGUUGAUUUUACAAUAUGAAGAGAUUAUUUAAAUAAAUUAUUGUUUUCACUGGAA
Messenger RNA from Jaculus jaculus (lesser Egyptian jerboa), 2578 nucleotides. It is a transcript of the gene Dlx2, whose product is annotated as distal-less homeobox 2. The transcript has 3 exons. Gene Ontology annotation, biological process: cell differentiation; embryo development; negative regulation of transcription by RNA polymerase II. The record is from RefSeq and is a predicted model, not a curated record. Bases 445 to 1461 code for a protein of 338 amino acids. Lineage: Eukaryota; Metazoa; Chordata; Mammalia; Rodentia; Dipodidae. Gene Ontology annotation, molecular function: DNA-binding transcription factor activity, RNA polymerase II-specific; RNA polymerase II cis-regulatory region sequence-specific DNA binding.